Molecule: messenger RNA, 936 nt
Organism: Rattus norvegicus (Norway rat)
Lineage: Eukaryota; Metazoa; Chordata; Mammalia; Rodentia; Muridae
Gene: Or8k39
Product: olfactory receptor family 8 subfamily K member 39
Exons: 1
Coding region: 1-936 (311 amino acids)
Biological process (GO): signal transduction; G protein-coupled receptor signaling pathway; detection of chemical stimulus involved in sensory perception of smell
Cellular component (GO): plasma membrane; membrane
Molecular function (GO): G protein-coupled receptor activity; olfactory receptor activity
Source: RefSeq, marked reviewed
AUGGAGAAACAGAACCUCACAGUUGUGAAUGAUUUCAUCCUGAUAGGAUUCACUAAUCACCCUGACCUGAAGGGCCCAUUAUUUGUACUGUUCCUCAUCAUCUAUCUGAUCUCAUUUAUGGGAAAUAUGGGCAUGAUUAUACUCACAAUAGUGGAUUCGCGGCUGCAAACACCCAUGUACUUCUUUCUCAAACACUUGGCUGUUACUGAUCUUGGUUAUUCUACAGCUGUCGGACCUAAAAUGUUAGAAAAUUUUGUCGUGAAUCAAAAUACAAUAUCCUAUUAUCUGUGUGCUACACAGCUAGCUUGCUUUCUUCUGUUUGUUACUUGUGAACUUUUCAUUCUGUCUGCCAUGUCCUAUGACCGCUAUGUGGCCAUCUGUAACCCACUGCUCUAUACUGCCAUUAUGUCACAGAAGAAGUGUUGGCUACUAGUGGUUAUUGCAUAUCUGUAUGGUUUGUUUCUGUCUCUCACAAUUACUUUAAAGAUGUUCAGGCUGUCAUUCUGCAGCUACAACGUAAUCAAUCAUUUUUUCUGUGACUGCAUCCCGUUGAUACCUUUGAUUUGUUCCAACACUCAUGAACUUCAGUUGACAAUUUUAACAUUUGCCAUUUUUGAUCUAAUUUCUUCUCUUCUGGUUGUUCUUGUGUCUUACCUCCUCAUCCUCAUAGCCAUUCUGAGGAUGAACUCUACUGAGGGCAGGCGUAAGGCUUUUGCAACUUGUGGAUCACACCUGACUGUGGUCAUUGUCUUCUACGGGACUUUGAUAUCUAUGUAUUUACAGCCUAAUUAUAGUCACUCUUUUGAUACUGACAAGCUGGCAUCCAUCUUUUAUACCAUGGUUAUCCCCAUGUUGAAUCCCUUGGUCUACAGCUUGAGGAACAAGGAUGUGAAAGAUGCUAGGCAGAGGAUAUGGAAGAAGAUGUGCAAGAUUUGA